Molecule: messenger RNA, 1380 nt
Organism: Diprion similis
Lineage: Eukaryota; Metazoa; Arthropoda; Insecta; Hymenoptera; Diprionidae
Exons: 3
Coding region: 156-929 (257 amino acids)
Biological process (GO): protein insertion into mitochondrial inner membrane from matrix; inner mitochondrial membrane organization
Cellular component (GO): mitochondrial inner membrane
Molecular function (GO): ribosome binding
Source: RefSeq, a predicted model, not a curated record
UACAUGCGUACAACUGAUUUUAGGAGGUGAAUUUUUGUUGCGAUUUGAAUUGGUGUAUCAUUAAAAAAUCUACAGAGCCUACAAGUUGCCUGGGAUAUUAGAGCAUAUACUGUAUAUGCUUUAAGCCUGGGAUACAGAAUUUACAACACCCAACGAUGUCAUCGGCAUUGUAUUCUAAUAGUAGAUACAUUAUAAUCACAACUAAUCGCAGGCUGAAUGUCGUCACCGCAUUUAUCAAAAAGAGCAAUAAUAAUACCAGCCUUGCAAAUAGUAGCAGAAAAUUCGCAGUGAAUCGAAGUUUAUCUUGUCGAACACUGUCAAUGCAUCGUUAUUUCAGCACUCAACAGAAUGAAAGUUUUGGGAGGUCCUAUAUUCCGCUUAUGGACUAUCCUAGAAAAUAUGAUGCGGGAUACUGUGAAGUGUUUAAAUACGAUACAACGUUACAGCACCAUUUUCCUAGAAUCUACCAAGACUUUGACUUUGAGGAAUUCGGCAGAGGUUCAGUCGAAGCUGUACUCACUGUAUCAGACGCUUUGUCUUUUGAAGAUUAUGAGGGUUUAGAAGGCAUCGUUACCCCGGAUGCUAUAGAGGUUCUAAAAGGCAAUGUAUCCCGGAUGAGCAAGAAGCAAAAAGCAGAGAUUGCCAUGGAUAAAGAAAAUUUAGUAUUCUAUUGUCCUAUCAGCAUCAAUAUCCGGGAUGAUGAAUCUCCAAAGAUUGUCGAAGUACUGAUGUUAUACCAUUUUCUUCAAAAUUGGAGAGGUUUCCAAGGAGCUCCUAUACAUACCCUGCUUGCAGCACUGGAUAACCCGUUUUAUCUAUGGAACACUAUUUGUUGUAACUACAGAUUUGUCAGACAAUACGGCCAUAUGGAUAGUUCAUGGCUUAUUGAUGUAGUGAAUCACUUCAGACUAUGUGAAGUGAAGGAAUGAAUGGUAUUGUAACAACGGUUUUCUCAUUCUUUUUAUCGCGUUGCUCUAUUGAAUGUUUGAAACUAUAUAAGAAAAAAUCACAUGGGCACAAACUUGGAGGAAUUUAAAAUUACUUUGCACUCAGUUAUGCGUACUUAACUUGAACGAUUCCCUAAUUUCUGUUUACACUAAAUUUUUCCCAAACUGAUGGUUGAACAUGAACGCAGUAUUAGUAGCAUAGCUUAGAGUGUAUCUUUAUGUAUGUAUCUUUAUGUAUCUUUAAUCAAUGCAUAAAAAAUGUCAAAGCCUUUGUGGAGAAAUCUCAUUUAUAUCUACUUGAUGCUAUGAAAUAACUUUGUAAAUAUAACCGAGUGUAUUUGGGACGACACAUCUGUUAUCAAAAUUUAUCUACAGUUGACAUGUUUACGUAGCGUCAAUCAACCACGUAUGAAAGUUGCAAUUAAAUUUCAAU